Colletotrichum truncatum is the source of this 2379-nucleotide messenger RNA. Its product is annotated as pfs domain-containing protein. The record is from RefSeq and is a predicted model, not a curated record. Gene Ontology annotation, biological process: nucleoside metabolic process. Gene Ontology annotation, molecular function: catalytic activity. NCBI's taxonomy places the organism in Eukaryota, Fungi, Ascomycota, Sordariomycetes, Glomerellales, Glomerellaceae.
AUGGAUGAACUUGCAAACGAGAUAAAACGGCAAAUAGAUAUUUGCAGAGGUCGAGCUGUCAAACCAGAAUCCACAGACAGCAUACCUGAUUCUGACGGUGUUGCAACGCUCCAGCAGGAAUUACAAGAUUUUGUUCAUGCGUUGGAGGCUCUGCUCCGGCAAAUCAAUGACGGUCAAUCUACAGUCUCGGAUCCCUCCCUUUUGUGGAAGAUUGCGGCUUUUACGCAGCCAACACCCUACUUCUUCAAGCCAGAUUGGCUUCUGGACCGGGCGCGAGCAACUCAGGCUAAUCGGGCGGCCAGACAGAUUUCAAAGGACAGUGCCAACGACGUAUGGGCCGAGAAAUCAUUGCAAGAUUAUAUCACUUCUGACAAUUCUCAACUCUUGCUGGUGCAGGGGAAGUACCAAACGUUUCAGAAAUUAGAACUGUUCAGCUGCGACAUAACGAGUUUCUUACGAGACAACGCUUCUACAAUCUAUUUCAUAAGGUCAGCCACCAGCGUACUUGGACAAAUUCAACCAGAGCAAGUGAUACGACAACUUGCGCUGCAGGCUUUGCAAAAGGUGCCAGCACCGAAGCCAAUCACCUUUCUUUCCGACAUCGUCGAGCGGUUCCAAAAGGCCAAGUCUCUCGAGGACUGGUUCGAGGUCCUUCAAUGCAUCAUACAUCAUGUCCAGGAAUUAUAUAUCGCUUUGGACGUCGGACUUGUCAGCCACGAUAUCGAAGCAUCUAUCCGUAUCCCCGUGGCCUUUGAAAGCCUCCUCCGCGAUGUUCAAGUGCAAUCUCCAUCAACUUUGUUGAAGAUCAUCCUCUUCACCCGACGCGCCUCUGAGGGUAUUGACAUCGAUUCAACGACCUCUAUCGUCGUUAAGCCAUCCAAGGCGCUACCUCGGUCUAUAAACAUAACCUCUAUCAAACACGCAUUGAUCUCGCAGCUUAAAGACAGGAGGCAGAAAUUACUGCUAGAUAAUGCUACGAAAGAUAAAGAAUCAGAAGCCGUAACAACUACACUCGAUCCCAGUUCCAGGAAAGCCUCUUUUCCCCCCAAAGACAUCAGGUGGCAGCAUGUAGAGGCUGGUAAUACAUCGUCCAACUCGGAUAGUGCCAAUACCCUGCCUGGAAAACAGCCUCUUGACAUCGGCAGCCAGCUCGAGUCAAGGAAUCCAGAAAAUCUUGCUACUUUGGCGUCGGAGCUCAAUUUUCAAGAAACGUCAUUGUCAUCUCUGACUUUGACGAGAAGUCAGCAAGACGUAGCUACUCCCUGGAAACAAAAUGAAGAUUCCAGCCCUAGGGAAGUUGCAAGACGCUCCUCGGCACCUUCUAUCGCGGCGUUGGACACUUCGUCAAGAAAGUACAAUCGGUAUAACAUCACUGUCGCCAUCCUGUGCGCCCUGACUCUUGAGGCAGACGCCGUCAAGUCUCUCUUUGACGACCACUGGGACGACAAUGUGACGGCGAGUAUGCCUCGACAAGGAGAUACCAACGCGUAUUCCAUGGGCAGGAUCGGCCGCCACGACGUCGUUCUCAUCCACAUGGCCGACAUGGGAACCACGAACGCGUCCGCGGCGGCAGCACACUGCAAAGCCAGCUUCCCCAGCAUCGUCCUCGCCCUCUUGGUGGGCAUCUGCGGCGGCGUCCCGGUAACCACCGAGAGGGGAGUACCAGACGUGGUGUUGGGAGACGUCAUCAUCAGCGAGGGAGUUGUCCCUUACGAUUUCGGCAGGCAGUACCCUGAUAUGUUCUUGAGGAAAACUGGUAUACUGGAGGUUUUGGGGAAGCCUCCGCCCGUGGUCCGGAACCUGCUGGCUAAAUUGAAAGGCCGGUAUGACCGUAAGAAUCUGAACGAGAAGCUCGUUCACUACCUCCAAGAUUUGGUUGCCGAUUUUGGGGACGACCUGCUCUACCCCGGCGCCGACCACGACAUGCUCUUCGAGGGUACCUAUCAACAUAAACACAGUCCCUCUUCCGGCUGUAAAAUUUGUAAUGAUAGCGAGGAGAACACGAUCUGUGAAAUAGCUAGAACCGCUACCUGUGAGGAACUUAAUUGCGAUAAUAGCAAGCUAGUUCCGCGUGCGCGUCUCUGUAGCUCCUCUCCACGGUCGACGGCUGUGCUGCCGAGCGUGCACUUCGGGCUCGUCGCCUCAGGGAACUCGGUCAUGAAGUCAGGCGAGCACCGAGAUCGAAUCGCAAGGAGAGAAAAGGUGAUAGCGUUCGAGAUGGAAGCUGCUGGAGCCUGGGACAACUUCCCGUGCGUGGUCAUCAAGGGAGUGUGCGAUUAUGCCGACAGUCACAAACACAAGAAGUGGCAGGGUUACGCAGCCGCUACAGCAGCGGCUUGCAUGAAGGCAUUCUUGGAGAAAUGGACAUAUCGCGCUUAA